This is a messenger RNA of Dichomitus squalens LYAD-421 SS1, 615 nucleotides long. RefSeq lists its product as uncharacterized. The record is from RefSeq and is a predicted model, not a curated record. The coding region runs from base 1 to 615 and encodes 204 amino acids. The transcript has 8 exons. Lineage: Eukaryota; Fungi; Basidiomycota; Agaricomycetes; Polyporales; Polyporaceae.
AUGUCUCAAGCUCACCUCUACGAAACUACCUUUGUCGAGACAUGCUGUGAUAUGGCAGCAUUUGCUCUGGUUUACUAUGAAUGUAUCGUCACCCUGGAUCGUGAGGUAUCCCUGGUGUGGGGAAAGAGGUUUACGGGAGCUACCGCCCUCUUCCUCUUGAACCGUUACACGGCUAUGCUGAAGUACCCCAUAUACGUCGUCGGACUGACUCAACUCUCGGAUGAGGUGAGUGUUUGUUUCGUGGAAGCUAUCUUCUACUCCAUGCUCACGAUACAUAGAGUCAAUCUGCUCUCCCGGGUACUGGAGAUCAUCCCUUACUUUGUCUGGUUCGCGUUUUUGACCCUACGUGUCUACGCUAUUUGCGGACACGACUGGCGAUCAGCUUUCCCGGUAGCUGUGGCAGCGUUCAUGCCUGUGGCCUCCAACAUUUACCUCUACUCGACUACAUACACCGUGAAUUACCCUCUGCCCAUCGGUGCGAUCCUAAGUGAUGUCCUCGUUCUGGCCAUCACAUGGUGGAAGACCCACGGCAUUAGCAAGGUGGUCAAAGAGGCCAAUCUCCCCGUAUCUUUAUCGUCGCUCUUACUACGAGAUGGCACAAUAUACUUCCUGUAA